Messenger RNA from Lactuca virosa, 733 nucleotides. Lineage: Eukaryota; Viridiplantae; Streptophyta; Magnoliopsida; Asterales; Asteraceae. The record is from the annotation of a GenBank genome assembly.
AACAAAUAGGAGAUUUGCUCUCUGCCGGAAAAGAUAGCUGUUUGAUCGGAGAUGUCAACUGGAGACGAAGACAAAGAAGAAAGAAGAGGAGGUGAACUAAGUCAAAACUCAAUACCCAAUCAAAUCAUUGCAGCCCUUUCUCUCUCUUCUCGCUAAGCCGGCAGCGACAAUCCCCUAGCGAGCCUAUGGCGAGGGCCAUAGCGCACGACGCCGUCCACCAAUGCUUAGCUUUUCUUCUCUAAAAACGAGCUCCUUUCCAUUUCAAAUGAAGAAAAUACAACAACAGGGAAAUCGAGAUAAAGAUGAAGCCGACUACCUAAAACAGGACGUUGAAAACAAAAUGAGAUCAGAUAGAGACAAAUUGAUACUUGAUUUGCUGAACAAGAGAGCCUCAACGAGUGAAGCUCAAAUCCAGGCUAAUUUAGCCCGACUGCAAUAUGAGGUGAAAAGGGCUCAAAAAAUCGACCGAGAACCAACCUUCAAAAGAAUUGUGGAGCUUAAACAAAAAAUGGAUUCAUUACGCGAGAGACGAGCGCGCGAAAGAUUAAGCCAGCAGUCUAAAUCAGUCAUCUCCAUGGUUGGAUAUACCAACUAUGGGAAGAGUAAUGAGUUGACUGGCGCCGGUGUGUGCUGUAAGGAUCAAUUUUUCACCACCAUGGACCCGGUAACAAAAAAGGUGGACCUUUAUACAAAUUCAGAUGCAGUUAAAUUCAUAGCUGCAACAUUUACUUAA